CUCUCUCUCUAAAAGGACGUCCUCUCUCUCUAAACCGAAGGCUUCCCCCCUCCUCUCUCUCUCUCUCUCAAUUGGAAGACGCCAGUCUUCUGCAAUCUCUUUCGUGAUAAACUCUAAAUCUUCUCCUUUCGUGAUAAACUCUGCAAAAUAGAAAACCCUAGCUUGUAAACUCGUAUUAAAACACCAACCCUUUAUAUUUCCCACCAUAUUUUUCAGCCAGUUCUUCCUAAUUUAUCAGAAAUAAAUGGAAAAACCAAAGCUUUUUAGAUUUGGUCGGGUUGUUUAGAGGCGUAUUGAUCUGGUUGAAAAUUAGGGUUUUUUCUGAAUCAAGUUGGAUUAGGGUUCGUGAAAUUAUGAGGGCGAUUAAGCUCCCAGAGCCUCCUAGUGGAACGAUAGGAAUGCCUGAGAUUUUUGAAGCAGGAGUUUUCAAUGUGGUGAAGAGAGCUGUAAUUAUUGGUAAUGGAUUUUCUGGUGCUGAGAAUCAGAGCAUUGGGUUGGUUAGAGCGCUAGGGCUCUCUGAUAAACAAUCUUUAUAUCGUGUUACUAGACCAAGAGGAGGCCUCAAUGAGUGGCUGAGUUGGCUUCCUGUUUCCAUGCACAAAAAACUAUACUUAAUCCUGAGGCAGAUAUGUGGCAAUUCAGCAUUUCUUUCUUCAUAUUCAGGGAAGAAGUUGUUUCCUCUACCUGCUGAAAAUGGUGGGGUUGCAGGUUUGCCAUCUGUUUUAGAAGCAGAUGCAAAACAGAUUGCAAUGAUGGCAUGCGAUACUUUUGAAAACAGAGAAGGCCCCUUGUUAGUGGUUGCUUCUGGUCGGGAUACCAUUUCUUUAGCGAGUUCAAUUAAAAGAUUAGCUCCCCAAAAUGUAUUUGUAGUCCAGAUUCAGCAUCCAAGGACUAAGCUAAAUAGAUUUGACCUGGUGGUCACCCCUCGUCAUGAUUAUUAUGCUCUAACUCCAUCAGGACAGCAAGAAAUCCCUCGCUUUCUGCGACGUUGGAUUACUCCACGUGAACCUCCUGAUGGGCAUGUGGUCCUUACAGUGGGUGCUCUACACAAGGCAGAUUCGAGUAUGCUACGUAUCGCUGCUAGUGAAUGGCAUGAUGAGUUAGCUCCCCUCCCGAAGCCCUUACUCGUGGUGAAUAUUGGAGGACCCACAAGUCACUGUCGAUAUGGUGCUGACUUGGCCAAACAGUUGGCAGGUUCACUACACAAGGUCCUUGCAACCUGUGGAUGCUUGAGAAUAUCUUUCUCAAGGAGGACUCCUCUUAAGGUUUCCAACAUAAUUCGCAAAGAAUUUAAUAGUCAUCCCAAGGUAUACAUAUGGGAUGGUGAAGGUCCAAAUCCCCACAUGGGUCACCUAGCUUGGGCUGAUGCUUUUGUCAUAACUGCAGAUUCAAUUAGUAUGCUUAGUGAGGCUUGUAGCACUGGGAAGCCUGUAUAUGUAACUGGAGCUGAGCGAUGCACAUGGAAGUUCUCAGCCUUCCAUAAGACAUUGCAGGAGAGAGGUGUUGUUCGUCCAUUCACUGGCAAUGAAGAUAUAUCUGAGAGCUGGAGCUAUCCUCCCCUCAAUGACACUGCCGAAGCUGCCAGCCGGGUUCGUCAGGCACUUGCAGAGCGUGGAUGGACUUUACGGCCGUAAAAGUUUUCAUACAGAAGUUGGUGCUUUCAUAUUUCAAUUUUCUUAUUUUGCCCACAUGUGGAUCACAUGGGCUAUCUUACACCCUUUUCAAUAUAUAUAUAUAUUUUUUGGAGUUGGAAGAGUAAUAAAAUGGCUGUAGCCUCAGGCUGUAUAGAACGAAGCUGUAAUUUAGAGCUUUGUAGAUUAUUCGGCUUGAUUGUACUAUUAAAUAUGGUUUAUAUUGGUUUUGAGGGGGCUACGCAGUUUGCUUGA
Amborella trichopoda is the source of this 1886-nucleotide messenger RNA. RefSeq names its product fission ELM1-like protein (DUF1022) (gene ELM1). Lineage: Eukaryota; Viridiplantae; Streptophyta; Magnoliopsida; Amborellales; Amborellaceae. The record is from RefSeq and is a predicted model, not a curated record.